AUCACGUUACACGGUAGAGUUAUGUUGGAAAUCUAAACUUGUGAGAAAUAAUUUCAGAAUAUCGAUGUUAAAUGGCUCAGAGGGAGAUAGCUAUUUUGCUGACAGGUUGUGGAGUUCAUGAUGGUACAGAUAUACAUGAAGCAUUUGCCUGUAAAGCAGCUGUUACUGCUGUUGGGUUUCUACCUGUAUUCUACUCACUUGAUAAGGAUCAAGCCGAGGUUAUUAAUCAUCUAGUUCCUGCUGUUAUGACAAGCUGUUCAGAAGACGACAAGAAAACAUGUUCUCGGAACAUGUUUGUAGAAUCUGCGAGGAUAGUUGGAGGUCGACCCAACCUUUUAGAGGAGCUAGAUAUGUCUGUAACUUAUGGUUUGUUGAUACCGGGGGGCGGAGGAAUUCUCAAAAAUAUUUCUAAUAUUUUGUCCUUCGUCAAAAAAGAGGAGCCUUCUCUACAAGUUGAUGAAGAUGUUGUUUCUUUUCUAAAUCAGUUUCAUGAAGCUCAUAAACCCAUCGGAGCUAUAUCACAUGGUAUUCUACUCCUAGCUGCAGUAUUCAAGGAUGUUGAAGUAACCUUCGGGGAAGCUGAUGAAUCAGGAUUCAGUGAUAUAGCAGAACUACUUGGUGCUAAGGUUAUAGGUUCGACUGGGGUUCAUCUUGACACAUCUAACAAUUUACUUUCGACACCUGGGUCUAUUGAUGAAAGUUUGGAGGUGGCGAUGAGCAUAAACCAAUUGAUCGAGAAGAUGAUGGAUUUAAUUGACUCGUCGUUGUAAGAUUGAUGAUAAAUAAUAAAUAGAAUAUAAUUCAUUA
Eurytemora carolleeae is the source of this 807-nucleotide messenger RNA. RefSeq names its product glyoxalase ElbB. The transcript has 9 exons. NCBI's taxonomy places the organism in Eukaryota, Metazoa, Arthropoda, Copepoda, Calanoida, Temoridae. The coding region runs from base 72 to 770 and encodes 232 amino acids. The record is from RefSeq and is a predicted model, not a curated record.